AUGAACGACCACGGGAUAAUACCCAAGCCAAAUCACCGAAAGCCUAAUCGACAGGACAAUCGGGAUACUGGUAAAUUCUGCCAAUAUCACCAGCACAACAGCCACAACACUGAGGAAUGCAUAAGCGUGAGGAAGAUCAUUGAACGCUUAAUUCGGGAAGGAAAACUGGAUCAGUACAUUGCCAGACCAUCGUCGGCACCUGUCCCGAACGUGAACCGACAAAUCAACGUGGUCAACACCAUUAGCGGAGGUCCCACUCUGGCGGGAUCAUCUAAUCGGUCGGUGAAACAAUACGUGCGUACCGCUCACUACCCUCAAGUCUUCGGCAUAGAGGUCAACCGGCACCACAGGGUACGAAAGGUUGGGUGGGAGCCUAUCACGUUCUCUGAGAAUGAAGAAAAGGGGAUAAUUUACCCCCACGAUGACCCAAUGAUGAUCCGAGCUGAAAUCGCCGAUUACGAUGUAGGGCGGGUGCUGAUCGACAAUGGAAGCUCGGUAAAUGUAAUUUUUGCCGAUGCUUUCAAUGGAAUGGGAUAG
This is a messenger RNA of Prunus mume (Japanese apricot), 537 nucleotides long. The record is from RefSeq and is a predicted model, not a curated record. Lineage: Eukaryota; Viridiplantae; Streptophyta; Magnoliopsida; Rosales; Rosaceae.